Messenger RNA from Engraulis encrasicolus (European anchovy), 5222 nucleotides. It is a transcript of the gene atp11c, whose product is annotated as ATPase phospholipid transporting 11C. Gene Ontology annotation, biological process: phospholipid translocation. Gene Ontology annotation, cellular component: plasma membrane; endoplasmic reticulum; recycling endosome. The record is from RefSeq and is a predicted model, not a curated record. Bases 516 to 3971 code for a protein of 1151 amino acids. Gene Ontology annotation, molecular function: ATP hydrolysis activity; ATP binding; magnesium ion binding. The transcript is spliced from 30 exons. NCBI's taxonomy places the organism in Eukaryota, Metazoa, Chordata, Actinopteri, Clupeiformes, Engraulidae.
GUAAAAAAUUGUUUGACAGGGUGCAAGUGAGAUAGGGGGGCGUAGGUGGACGCGAUAAGGCUGUACAUGACCCAAAAUUGGACUUACUUUUGUCAUACUCGUUUCGUUUUUAAUGCGGCCGGUGUUCAGCGAGGAAACGCGCAUGCGAAGAAUCAUUUAGAAGAAGCACAGGAGCACAGCAACAGGGCAUAGUACAAGAUGCCGCUGGAACGGGCAGCCCCACACAAGGGGAAGCAAGACUAGCACCACACACCGCAACGCGGAAAACAUUCAGACAGGAGAAUGCGAAUGGUUAGAGGAGAUAGAUUGACAAGAAAAUGGAAACAAUGUAGCACCGCUGUGACAUUCCACGUAGCUAGGACGAAUUGGAUAGAAAAUAGAUAGCAAGCUAAUUCGCCGUCAUUCAUGUAAAGUUACUCAUCAUCGGUCAAAGCUCGUGUGUAUAGUUGGCUGAAACAAAAGGAACUGCAAUUCCCCGCUGUCUUCCCAAACCAAAGAAGACGAGAAACUGCAAUAUGCUACGAAGAAGACUGAACCAAUUGUGUGGAGGGGAUGAGAAGCGGGUGGACAGCAGGACCAUCUACGUGGGCCACCGGCCGUGUCCGCCCACAGAGGCCUUCAUCCCCCCCAAAUUCUGUGACAACAGGAUUGUGUCUUCCAAGUACACCGUGUGGAACUUUCUGCCAAAGAACUUGUUCGAGCAGUUCAGGAGAAUUGCCAACUUCUACUUCCUCAUCAUCUUCCUGGUGCAGGUGAUUGUGGACACCCCCACCAGCCCCGUCACCAGUGGCUUACCUUUGUUCUUCGUCAUCACCGUGACGGCCAUCAAACAGGGCUAUGAGGACUGGCUGAGACACAAGGCAGAUAAGGAGGUGAACAAGUACCCAGUCACUGUGCUGGAGAAUGGCCAUCGAAUACGCAACGAGAGUGAAAAAAUCAAGGUGGGUGAUGUGGUGGAGGUGGUGGAGGACGAGACCUUUCCCUGUGACCUGAUUCUGCUGCAGUCCAGUCGGGACGAUGACACCUGCUUCGUCACCACAGCCAGCCUGGACGGAGAGUCCAACCACAAGACACACUACACAGUGCCAGACGCGGAGAAGGACCUGGAGUCUCUCAGCGCCACCAUCGAGUGCGAACAGCCGCAGCCCGACCUCUACAAAUUUGUUGGUCGGAUGCACAUCUACAAACCAGAUCAGGAGGCAAUGGUCAGACCGCUGGGCCCAGAGAACCUACUUCUAAAAGGAGCAACGUUAAAGAACACAAAGAAGAUUUAUGGGGUAGCGGUGUAUACUGGCAUGGAGACCAAGAUGGCACUCAACUACCAGGGCAAGUCCCAGAAGCGAUCCGCUGUGGAGAAGUCCAUCAAUGGCUUCCUGCUGGUCUACCUGUGCAUCCUGGUGAGCAAGGCGCUGGUCUGCACCACGCUCAAGUACUGGUGGCAGAGCAAGGAGGGACAGGACGAGCCCUGGUACAACCAGAAGACCCAGAAGGAGAGGGACACGUACAGGUUCCUGAAGAUGUUUACAGACUUCCUGUCGUUCAUGGUGCUGUUCAACUUCAUCAUCCCCGUCUCCAUGUACGUCACCGUGGAGAUGCAGAAGUUCCUGGGCUCCUUCUUCAUCACCUGGGACAAGGACUUCUUCGACCCCGAGAUAGAGGAGGGGGCGCUGGUCAACACCUCGGACCUCAACGAGGAGCUCGGACAGGUGGAGUACGUGUUCACAGACAAGACGGGCACACUGACCCAGAACAACAUGGAGUUCAUCGAGUGCUGCAUCGACGGCUUCCAGUACAAGAACCGGACUGACGUGGGCGGCUCGGAGCUGGACGGCUUCUGCGUGACGGACGGACCGGUCAACAAGCUGCAGCAGAAAGCUGGACGAGAGAAGGAGGAGUUGUUCCUGCGGGCGCUGUGCCUGUGCCACACGGUGCAGGUGAAGGAGCCCAGCAGUGAGGAGGUGACGGAGCUGGACCAGGUGGACCAGGUGGACGGCCUGGACCGACCCCUGACCUCCCAGCCCCAGGAGGAGAGGGGCUUCAUCGCAUCAUCCCCCGACGAGGUGGCACUGGUCAUGGGAGCGAAGCAGUUUGGUUUUACCUUUCUGGGACUGGAGAGCAGAACAAUGAAGAUCAAGAACAGACAAAAUGAUAUUGAAUCGUAUGACCUGUUGCAUGUGCUAAACUUCGACCCUGUGAGGAGACGAAUGAGUGUGAUCGUGCGGACCAGAUCAGGGGAGACGUUACUAUUCUGCAAGGGAGCGGACUCUUCAAUCUUCCCCCGGGUCAAGCAGGAGGAGGUGGAACGCAUCCGCACACACGUGGAGCGCAACGCCACGGAGGGUUACCGGACGCUGUGCGUGGCAUAUAAGAAGCUGAGUGCGGAGGAGUUUGCGGUGGCCGAGUCGCGUCUGCAGGAGGCUCGUCUGGCGCUGCAGGAGCGCGAGGCCAAACUCACCGCCGUCUACAACCAGGUGGAGACCGGCAUGAGCCUCAUCGGAGCCACCGCUGUGGAGGACAGGUUACAGGAGGAGGCGGCGGAGACCAUGGAGGCUCUGCAGGGGGCGGGCAUGAAGGUCUGGGUGCUGACGGGCGACAAGAUGGAGACGGCCAAGUCCACCUGCUACGCCUGCCGCCUGUUCCAGCGCGGCACGGAGCUGCUGGAGCUGACGGUGCGCACCCUGGAGGACGGAGCACGCCGGCGCGAGGAGAGGCUGCACGAGCUGCUGCUGGACUACCACAAGAGAGCUGUGCAGGACGCACCACCCGCUAAACCGGGAGUCACCAGGAGCUGGGCCACGGCCAACCAGGAGUACGGCUUCAUCAUCGACGGGGCCACGCUGUCCCUGGUGCUGAACCCGUCUCCCGAUGCCAACUCCAGCCGCUACAAGAGCCUCUUCCUGCAGAUCUGCCAAAACUGCUGCGCUGUACUCUGCUGCCGCAUGGCACCACUGCAGAAGGCACAGAUUGUAAGAAUGGUGAAGAACUCCAAAGGCUCGCCCAUCACCCUGUCCAUAGGUGAUGGCGCCAACGAUGUCAGCAUGAUCUUAGAGGCUCACGUCGGCAUCGGUAUCAAGGGGAAGGAGGGUCGGCAGGCAGUGCGUAACAGUGACUAUGCCAUCCCCAAACUAAAGCACUUAAAGAAGCUGUUACUGGCACAUGGACACCUGUACUAUGUACGCAUAGCCCACCUGGUCCAGUACUUCUUCUACAAGAACCUUUGUUUCAUCUUACCUCAGUUCCUGUACCAGUUCUUCUGUGGCUACUCCCAGCAGCCCCUGUACGACGCAGCCUAUCUGACGAUGUACAACAUCUGCUUCACCUCCAUGCCCAUCCUGGCCUUCAGCCUCAUCGAGCAGCACAUCUGCAUCGAGGUUCUCAUGGACAACGCCACCCUCUACAGGGAGGUAGCCAAAAAUGCCAUGCUACGCUGGGGCCCCUUCCUCUACUGGACCGUCCUGGGCGUCUUCCAGGGCCUGCUGUUCUUCUUCGGGGUGCGAUUCCUCUUCAGUAAUGCGGCCUUGCAGGAUAACGGACAGGUGUUCGGGAACUGGUCCUACGGGACCAUCGUGUUUACCGUCCUCGUGUUCACAGUCACGCUCAAGUUGGCUCUGGACACGCGGCACUGGACGUGGGUUAACCACUUCGUCAUCUGGGGCUCUCUGGCCUUCUACGUCUUCUUCAGCUUCUUCUGGGGAGGCAUCAUAUGGCCGUUCCUGCGUCAGCAGCGGUUGUACUUUGUGUUUGCCAACAUGUUGAGUUCUGUGUCUGCGUGGCUGGUCAUCAUCCUGCUCAUCCUGCUCAGCCUGCUGCCCGACAUCCUGCUGCUCAUCUUCCGCAAGCCCAAGAGCCACGCAAGACAGAGAAAGCCGAGGCCGCCCCAGGCUGCCGCAAGUGGGCCGCAGUCCACCCAGGCCUCAGCCAGGCCCCUUCUCAUGAGAACCUUUUCAGAAGAGUCCAAUACGGUCAUAUAACCAGAACAUCGCAGCAGUCACACCGUUAUCCUACAAGCACCUGAAGGCGCUGGAUUAAACAGAGGGGGGCCAUGAGACACAUGAAGGCCCCGGCAGCUGCCCUCUCUCCUGCCUGCUCAGAAUAGACCAGGCAAAACAAAAGAACACCAGGAAACGAAAACCAGGAGGAAGGAAGGAACGCAGAAAGAAAAAACAACAUUAAAGACAAGACAACACAGCAGGCUUUUCGCAGCCUACACUGUUUGAAGCUGUCUGCUCUCUUCCUCCUCCUUCACUCUCCCCUCUUUCUUUCUCUCUUUCUUUCUUUGUUCUCUCAUUCGUUACUCAGCACGUCUCUGUCCAGAGCACACUGUGUGCGUGCAGGGUCUCUCUCCACACGUGGCUCCGUUUGUCAAUAGGUUUUCUACAUGAUUCUAUUUUUUACUGAACAUUUCACCAAGAGGAGUACAACACUUUUUUGUUUGAUUUCUCUUUUCUCUCUCUCUCUCACACACACUCUUCUCCAACACACACCCCUUACCCCUUACCGUCUACCCCACCUGCCCCUUUUCUGAAUGGAGAUAAAGGAGGUGAGAUAUCAGGGUAGCUCAAUACAAGUGAGCUGCACUGUGCUGGGCCACACGGACGUCAGUGCAGCCCAGCUGUUGUCCCUGCUUGCCCCCGGCCAUGGCUUCCAACUCUUCUCCAUCCAAACCGUCCCUAGCCACCUAGCGUCACACUCAUGGAGAAUGACGGAGGGCCAAACGCCCUACAAUGCAACAUAUUUCUCCCCCUCCCCACCUCCUCCACCUGCCCUCACAAAGAGGUGUAUACCGCAUUCCAUCCUGUCUGCCUAGAGAACAGGCUCCAACUGAGCUGAUUCCAGGCUUAAGAGUGCGUGUGAGUGUGCGCGCGCGUGCGUGCGUGCGUGCGUGCGUGUGUGCGUGGAAUGCUCUUCCAUCGGUCCCUUGGUCCAAUAGCUCCGACUUGUCCCGUGGGCUAUGGCUUUGUAUGCAUUUCUCAGCCUGUGUGCGUGCGUGCAUAUGUGUUUGAAUGUUUUUGAGGAGGUCCUUUCCCUUCCCUUCCCUUCCCUACCCCAGCCCACCCUUCUCCACUCUACUCUACCCUGCCCUUUGCUCCCAUCAACCCCCCUUUUCCCCUUUCCGGGCCAGAGAGGGCUGGCUUUUUACACAUCAAAAAAACAGCCCUCUGUGAAGAUGCUGCACAGAAGGCACCUCGACUGGGACACCCCCCCAGUUGGGUUUCAAAAAA